UUGUGUUUGCACACCCGAUUCACUGGAGUUUAGUUCCAACUCCGGAGCGAGUACUCGUAAUCGAAACAUAAUUGUUAAAAACAGGGAACCGGAAAAAGAGAAACGACCGAGGAAGCAACAAUCCUUGAUAGGAAGAAAACUAGAGAGAAGAGCGUGUAAACUACCCAGUAAAAAACCUCUUCUUCCCAAACUCAUCAAAAAGUCUUCCAACGGUUCGAUUUCCACUCUUUCUCUCUCCUCCCCAAUAACCCUUAAAAGGGAUUCAAAUUUCAAAAAUUCCCAAUUUUACAGGUUUCACCCACCAUGAACAUCUUUAAGAAGAAACCUACUGCCAAAGAGGCACUUCGGGAAAGUAAGAGAGAAAUGGCAAAUGCUACCCGAGGCAUCGAAAAGGAAAUUUCUGCACUACAAGUGGAAGAAAAGAGGCUGGUAGCUGAAAUUAAAAAAACUGCAAAAACAGGCAAUGAGGCUGCAACUAAAAUUCUUGCCCGUCAGCUGGUUAGACUUAGAAAACAAAUUGCUAAUCUGCAAGGCAGUCGAGCACAAAUGAGGGGUAUAGCGACACACACACAGGCCAUGCAUGCCCAAUCCUCUGUUGCUACUGGCUUGAAGGGUGCCACCAAAGCAAUGUCAGCAAUGAAUAAGCAAAUGGCACCUGCAAAACAAAUGAAAAUAUUGCAAGAUUUUCAGAAACAAUCCGCCCAGAUGGACAUGACAACUGAAAUGAUGUCUGAUGCAAUUGACGAUGCUUUAGACAAUGAUGAAGCUGAAGAGGAAACAGACGAGUUAACAAAUCAGGUGCUUGAUGAAAUUGGAGUUGAUGUUGCUUCACAGUUGUCAGCAGCUCCAAAGGGGAAAAUUGCUGGAAAGAAAACUGAAGAAGUCAGCACGUCCGGCAUUGAUGAUCUAGAGGAGAGACUGGCUGCGCUUAGGGGUACAUGAACCUUUCAGUGCAAGCCUUCAUUGGUUAUUGCAAAUUGAUGCUUACUAGUACUUACUCCGAUGUGCUACGGAUAUACCUUACGGUGAGGGAGGAAGCUUAACGAGCUGAUUUUCUUCUCGUUAGUUGUCAUUUGUAUAAUUCAUAUGCAUUUUAAUGACCAAGCAGUUGUUUUCCUGAGCCAUCUUUCUGAUUUGAGUUCGUUAUUAUUUAACAACAAAACUUGUAUUCAGUGGACCAGUAAUAUUAUACUUCGUAUUGUAUAUAGUGUUUUGUGUAUACUGCGUUCGUUCCUAGCUGAAUUUAAUUUUUAAAAUUCAGUUUCAAAUAGAGCUUAGUUUGUGCCAA
Molecule: messenger RNA, 1288 nt
Organism: Chenopodium quinoa (quinoa)
Lineage: Eukaryota; Viridiplantae; Streptophyta; Magnoliopsida; Caryophyllales; Amaranthaceae
Product: vacuolar protein sorting-associated protein 2 homolog 3-like
Exons: 11
Coding region: 304-942 (212 amino acids)
Biological process (GO): endosome transport via multivesicular body sorting pathway; protein transport; late endosome to vacuole transport
Cellular component (GO): multivesicular body; ESCRT III complex
Source: RefSeq, a predicted model, not a curated record